AUGGCCCAGAAGCAAGUAGACGAUCAGCCGAUUACCUUUUCGUCUGAUGACACACUCGGCGUACACCUCCUUCACAACGAUCCUCUGCUCGUCGUGCUUGGCAUUGACAAGUACGACGUCACAAAAGUGCUCAUCGACACCGGUAGCUCGGUCGAUAUCAUCUUUCGCGAAACCCUCGUGAAAAUGGGGAUCGAUCUCAACGACGUUAAGCCCUCAACUCGAACCCUGACAGGAUUCAACGGAUCUUCCGAAGUAAUCGCCGGCACGAUCCGCCUCUCGGUUCAUGCAUGCGGAGUCACGCGAACGGUCAAGUUCUCCGUCGUCGGCUCCAAAGCUCCUUAUCACAUUAUACUUGGCACCCCAUGGUUACAUUCCGUGCGAGCAAUCGCAUCAACGUACCAUCAAUGUGUUAAGUUUCCGGGAUCCGACAGAUCUGUCAAAACUCUGAAAGGGGACCAGCAGGCUGCACGUGACCUCCUGAUCGCCACGGUUAAGAUUCAGCGCUCUUAG
Molecule: messenger RNA, 510 nt
Organism: Raphanus sativus (radish)
Lineage: Eukaryota; Viridiplantae; Streptophyta; Magnoliopsida; Brassicales; Brassicaceae
Exons: 1
Coding region: 1-510 (169 amino acids)
Source: RefSeq, a predicted model, not a curated record